This is a messenger RNA of Drosophila gunungcola (fruit fly), 6047 nucleotides long. RefSeq names its product tuberin (gene gig). Gene Ontology annotation, molecular function: GTPase activator activity. Gene Ontology annotation, cellular component: TSC1-TSC2 complex; nucleus; cytoplasm. The transcript has 14 exons. The coding region runs from base 148 to 5784 and encodes 1878 amino acids. The record is from RefSeq and is a predicted model, not a curated record. Lineage: Eukaryota; Metazoa; Arthropoda; Insecta; Diptera; Drosophilidae. Gene Ontology annotation, biological process: regulation of cell cycle; negative regulation of Wnt signaling pathway; regulation of small GTPase mediated signal transduction.
UCUAGGGCCAGCUGUUUUGCUCUGAUUUCCUCUGUUCUGUGCUGUGUAUAAAUUGUUAUUAGGACCUAGGCUAGGAAUUACUGGUUGCACCUGCACUCUUUCCGAAACUGCUCCACCGACCACUGCUCCUUGCAAGGACCCACCACCAUGAGCUCCAAGGACAAGUCCAAGUUCAAGCUCUUCCUCAAAUCGCUGCCGGCAGGUUACGUGGGCGAGCGGACCUUGCGGCCGGAGUUCGAGAGGGAAUUGCGGCCGGAGCAGCCGGUGGCCCAGCGCUGCAGGACGCUUAAGGAGCUGGGCGACAUGCAGCUGCACAACUUCAAUCUGGACGAGACCGCCAUCACCAUUCUGUUCAAUCUCACCAGCGAUCUCAUCGUGCCCAACAAGCCGGCCGAAACGCGGCAGAUCGCCCUGAGCUUCUAUAAGCGGCUCAUUCACACACAGUACAAGAACCUGACCAUCAUGCGGGAGAAGUUCUUCCUGGUCAUCCAGAACCACGAGGCACGCGAGGAUCUGCGCCACCUGCUCGAGCUGCUCGACACACUCACCGACAACGGGAAGGACAUCACCAACUUCGAGGAGAAAAUUGGCAAGUUUAUGCUGCUCUGGAUCCCAGCUAUCACGGAGGCCAAUCUGCUCAGCCCCUAUCUUGACAUGCUGGUCAACCUGAUCAAGUUCAAUGCCGCCCAUCUGGACAAGGACAUCUUGGUCGGCAUCGUGCAGAACGCCUGCGACCUGAGCUGCAGCGUCACCGUCAACGAAAUCGGACUGCAGUGCCUGACAAUUCUCGAGAUGGUCAUCGGGUACACCAUCUUCCCCAGCGAGCCGCUGCCGCAGUGCAUCACCACCCUGUGCCGGACUGUUAAUUAUGCCCCCUAUUGCCCGUCCUCGUUCAAGAUAAUGAAGAACCUGUUGGGCACCCAGCUGGGUUACCAUUCCAUGAAGAUGAUGUGCAGCAUCCUCAAUGACCCGGCUCUCUACGAUGACGCGCACCUGUUGCGUGGCGCUGUGUUCCACCUGAACAUGAACAUCUUCGGAUCCAACAUUAUAUUCCAGGUUUCACCCAUGACCUAUGCAACGAAUGUGCUGACAGCCUUCCUGCGGGCACUGGACAGUCGUCAGGUGAUCGUUACCUUCGAGGUGAUACUCAGCGUUCGCAUGGUGAUCAACAAGCGGCAGCUUUCGGAGAUCAUUUGGGACCGCAUCUGCGACAUAAUGUCCUCCAUCGUUAGCAACAUCGAGUACUACGAGGCGACGAACAUAAACAAGGAUCGCCUGCACCACCUGCAGAUCAAUUUCCACGAGAACAUCGACUGCAUCGAGAAGCUGCUGCAGACGGACAGGUCCCAGAUUCUGGGCAAUGUCGAGCGUAUCUACGAUCUCAUCGAGCGAGUGGCGGAUCGUCGGCCGGAGGCCUCCGUGCUCGCCCUCAUCGAGUACCGAUCCCGCCGAGUGACGGCCACGCGGCCCGAGUGGCUCCAGGUCCUGGCCCAGUUCGUCCGUCGCUACUACCGCAUGUCCAAUGUGAGCGUGCGCAUCAAGACGAUUGAGGCCCUGGUGCGAAUCAUGGAUCAGAAUCGCGCCUGCUACGAGGAGGAGAUCCUGAGCCGCGUAGUGCUCGUGCACCUGUCGCAGAUCCACCAGGAGCCAAGUGUCCAGGUGCGCGUGGCAGUGGCCCGUGCCCUGUCCAACUUUGCCACCCACUGCGAUACGAAGCGCUGCAUGGACAUACUGGACAUACUGGAGGCGCUCAUCAAUCGUCCCUUCGAGCACACCCGCCAUGGAUCGUCUGGCGACGCCUCUUUUACCGAUGUGGCAGUGGGCCUGGUCAGCAAUGAGUCGGAGAUCGCGGACAUCAUUGCCGCCGUUGAUGGACUGGUCAAGGUGUUCGCCAUCAAGUUGCACCGCCUGCCAGCGGUGCAUGCCCUUAAAAUAUUCAACAUUCUGAUGGAUCACCUGGAACUGCACUACGACCGACCCAAGAUUUUCGAGCACACCAGCGUUGUGCGCCAUAAAAUAUUUGCCUGGUUGCUGAAGGCCAGAGCUAAUGGCUCGUUCCAUAUCGGCUAUCCGGAGGGCAGCAACGAGGUGGUCAAGUUCAGCCACUAUCUGGGCAUUGAUUCACCGCUGCUGCCGCAGCCCCACACCACGGCGAUCUCGAUUCGGCGAAUGUGCAAGCUGAUCGUGCGGUGUUUGGAGCACGACACCGACUACCAGGUGUUCCAGCUGGUCAUCAGGGAGCUGCCCAAGGUGCUGCAGAACAAGGCGCUCGUCCAGGGCAACGACAUCGAGGAGCUGGCCAACUCGCUGCUCAAGAUCAACUUGGUCAGCAACAACAAGUUCAAGCGGCCCUCUGACGAGUUCCACGCCCUCGUGCUGCCGGCCGUCGCUUCGCUGGUCAUCUACCACGAAAGCCUGCAGCCGCAGCAGCACUACGGCAUUAUCACGGCCCUGAACUCCAGGGUGCUCACUGGCAUUGCCAGCGUCUGCAUCAACACCAUGACCAUUCUGAUUCUGGAGAUGCCGGAGGCCUUGAUGCGCAAGCUGCCGGACGUCCUGCUGCAGAUGAGCAAGAUGUCGGACACCAAUGCGCUGGCCACUCCAGUCCUCGAAUUUCUGUCGUUGCUUAUCCAUUUGUCCAAGCAUCUGUUUGCAAACUUCACGUUGAUGCACAACAUGUACGUGUUUGCCAUCACGCUUCCGUAUACAAAACCGCAUCGCUACGAUCACUACACAGUUUCCCUGGCCCACCACGUCAUCGCCGGAUGGUUCCUCAAGUGUAAGCUGGAGCUGCGCAAGAACUGCGUGUCCUAUAUCAAGAGCGUAAGUAUACGAAACCCACUUAUUACUAGACAUGGCCUAACUGAAUCUGUACAAUUCCAGUCGAUUCAGUCGAAUGCCAAGAUGCUGUCCAGCGAUAUUGUCAACCUGAACUCCCUGAACGAGGACUCGUCCAACCGGAAAAGGAGCACCAGUCUCACGGAGCGCGGCAGUCGCAACAAUGCCAAUGCCUGGAACGACCUGGAGAUGCGGCCGCAGAUGAACAACGGCCUGCGGAACUUCCACGACGAGUUGGCAGAGACCUGCUUUGACUUCCUGGCCCGCCACACAUACUCGCCCUGUCCGUCGAUGCCCAAACGUCUUCCUGCCGCGGAGUUUCUGCUAAAGGAUGGCGUCUCGCAGACCUGGCUGGUGGGCCACAAUCUGGUGACGAUCACCACCUCCGGCUGCCCGUCGGCGCCCACGCGCAGCGGCCUCUGCGAGCGAUGUGCCCAGCUGGGCAAGGCGCCCAGCAUCAGCCUGAACUCGAAGAGCCUCAGCGAUGCGGCUGCUCCACUCUCGCCGGAGCGGGAGAGGCGCUACACCAAGGUGAGCCUGCAGCACAGCAGUGGCAACGAUUCGGCGGGCAGCACAGAGCUGACCUCCUCCUCCUCCUCGAACUCGGCGGCCACGGGCGGCCAUCCGCACCGCCAGAUCUCCAACAGCUCGACCGCCUCGCUGGACGCGUUGUCGCGCCGUGGCUCCAAUCCCGAGGCAUUGGGCAGUGGCCUGGGCGAGGGUCCGCACACCGGGAGCAACACCUCGCUGCUGGGCAACUCCUUGUCGCAGUCGUCCGUGAGCAUGAGUCCGUCGUCGGGAUCCGUGGUGCAGCAGCCGGUUUGCGUGCGCGCCUGCACUGGCUGGGCGGAGAUCCUCAUCCGCCGGCCCACGGGCAACAUCUCGUGGAUAACCCGGAUUCAGAACCCCAUCACCAACGAUUGCUUUGGCCAGGACCUGCCGUUCAACAAUGUGGUCUCCCUGUUUCUGCCCACUGCCCACGGCGGAGUGUUUGGUCCGGACAACGCCAUCCAGGUGCCGCCACACCCUCUGGCCGAUCCAGAACCCGAGCCGGAGGCUAGUGCCAAUCCAGCUGCCGCGCCACAGGCCAGUGCUCUGCGCAGCCGGAUGGUGGCCAAGGCUCGAGCCCUCCAGCGUCAGGAGGAGAUUCACUCGGUUGGCGGAGGCAAUGGAAAUGGAAAUGGAAACGGGAAUGGGAAUGGGAAUGGCAGCGGAAAUGGCGGCGGAAAUGGCAAUGGAAUUGCAACCAGCAGUGGAGCAGCCGCUGCCAUACCCAUUCCACGCGUUUCAGCCGGAAAGCGGGGCAAGGAGGCGGCUCUCUGCGGGAGCGUGAGUGAUGGCGAGGCAGACGACGACUCGCUGGCCUUCGAGGAUGCCCAGAGUCGGGCACGCAACCCCGUGCGCCGGGUGAACUCCAGCCCGGAGAUGAGCUCCAGCUGGCGGCAGUCGUUCCUCACCAACAAGCCGAUGCCGCUGUCCCAGGAGCCGGUGAAAGCCACCGCCGAGGAGCCGCAGUCGAUGCUGACCCUGAAGAAGAAGAGUGUGCAGUACAGCACCAAGGACAUGCGCGUGAGCUGCGAGGCCAUUCCGGAGGAGAUAGCCGGCUCCACGCCGCCCUCGCAGCCUGCUGUUUUGGCCCUGCAUCCGGAAGGUGGCACCCUGCCGCCCAAACAGCACUCGGCGGACGAUGUGAGCAGCCAUGUGACUGGCUGCGGCACCCUGCAGGCAGCCGGAUCCACCCUCAAGCUGGGCAAACCGCCGCUCUCGCCGGGGCAACCGCCCUUGCUGGCAACGGGCAGGAUGACCAGCUUUGGCGGCACCUCUGUCCCGCAGCCCGGUGCACUGGCCAAGUCCAGCAGCAGCGGGAGUAAUGGCGCCAGUGUGGGAGUGAUCACCUCGGACUACGACAACGGCAACAACGGCAACGGCGACAUGAUGCGCGGCCGCUCGAAAACCAUUUCGGUGGUGCGGGAGGUGAACAACGGCAAUGCACGUCCGCCGCCGGCCAGCAGUUUCCGGAACUUUGGGCCCGCCAAGCCGCCCAUAAACGCCAAGCUGUGCAUGAACCCCAGCUUCAUGUUCCUGCAGCUCUACAGCACCGGCCAGCUGGGCGUGACAGAUGAGCCGCUGAAGGUGGGACCGGAGAACAACAGCGCCGUCACCUUAAUUGACCUGGUGCCGCCGUUCGAGACGCACAAGAUCGGCGUUCUGUACGUGGGCCAGGGGCAGUGCAACAACGAGGUGGAGAUCCUGCGCAAUUCGCACGGCAGUGCUCGGUACGUGGAGUUCCUCCGCAAUAUCGGCACCCUGGUCAGCCUGAAGGAAGCGGAGCAGAACAACCUGUUCAUCAUGCUGGACAGGAACGGGGCCGAUGGCAAGUUCGCCUAUAUCUGGAAGGACGACAUACUGCAGGUAACCUUCCAUGUGGCCACGCUGAUGCCCACCAAUCUGCAGGAUGAUCCCAACUGCAACGAGAAGAAGAGCCACAUUGGCAACGACUUUGUGAAGAUCAUCUACAACGAGAGCGGCGAGGAAUACAAUCUGAACACAAUAUCCGGCCAAUUCAACUAUGCCUGCGUGAUCGUGGAGCCACUCGAACUGAACUCGAACAGGGUGUAUGUAAAGGCCCGAUCGGAGAUAUCGAAGUUCGUGUGCCAUGCGGAGCACCGGAUAGUCUCGGAUCGCAGUGCUCCUUUGCUGGCUCGUCAGAUGGCCCUGCAUGCCAAUCUCGCCUCGCUAGUCUACCAAAGUGUGCAGAAAAAGCAUCCUUAUGCUUCGAAUUGGCUAGAACGAUUGCGCAAACUAAAGCGCCUGAGAUCGAAGCUUCUUGAGGGACUGAACAGCCAGCAAAAAUCCGGCAGUGCCUCGAGCGGCAUCGGAAUCAAUGCCUCGGCCAUUGGCUCGGAUAUGGAGGACCAACGGGGUGACUUCAUCAAAUUCACAUAGACAACAACGAGAGGCUCCAAACUGAACAACCACGAAAGAGCAGGGGACCUGCGGCUCAUCCUGCCAUGACCCCUCUUGAUUUGCGAUUUGGAUAUUACCUUACUGGCAGAGCGGAAGAUUUGAUAACGUCGAGCACCAGCAGACCAAGAACACAAGUCUCUGCCUUACCAAUAAUCACGAACAUAAUUAUAAUAUAAUAACCAUAAUGAAUUUGACAAGUUUAUAAAAUUUGUGAGAAUACAUAAGCGCUGUUCAUUUCCAAA